Messenger RNA from Aspergillus nomiae NRRL 13137, 537 nucleotides. RefSeq lists its product as uncharacterized. Bases 1 to 537 code for a protein of 178 amino acids. NCBI's taxonomy places the organism in Eukaryota, Fungi, Ascomycota, Eurotiomycetes, Eurotiales, Aspergillaceae. The record is from RefSeq and is a predicted model, not a curated record. The transcript is spliced from 2 exons.
AUGUCCGAGAACUUUGAUUUAGAUAAAGACCUGGAGAUAUCGGGUAUUGUCGUGGCGGGGCACAUCGGCGACAAACUCGUUUCGGAUGUUCGGCAGGAGUUGGAGAAGAAACGGAAGACUAUACAGCCACGGAGCCGACAGAUCCAGCUACACUGGAACGCCGAAUGCGAUGCCGUGAUGUUCUACUUUGACAUUGUAAUCAAGCCGUCCAUCGCAAUUCUAGAAGAUAGGCCGUGCUUGAACCGAUGGUUCGUUCAAUACCAUGAUCGUCCGAAGGGAACGUCGAUCUACAAGCCCCGGGUUGAGAAAGGCACUUACAACGUCCUGAUCGUCAUUGAACCAGGGGCGGGCCUUCCCCGGUUCUAUGAGGGCUCGCAUGUGGAGAGCGAGAACGAGGCGAUGGCACCCGCCGUUAGUACCUAUGCUGUGGAGGUUCCCCAGCAAAAAGGAGCGGUGGUUGUCUUUGAGGCAACGCUAGGGCGUCGAGAUUCCGCAGUGGAAGGUAUCGGAGCGUCCUGCAUCAUGUUGGUAUAUUGA